Molecule: messenger RNA, 1299 nt
Organism: Closterium sp. Naga37s-1
Lineage: Eukaryota; Viridiplantae; Streptophyta; Zygnematophyceae; Desmidiales; Closteriaceae
Source: the annotation of a GenBank genome assembly
AUGGGGCUGAAGGCAGUGCAGCGCUACACAGCAGCAGCCUCGCAGGCCCUCGACUCGCUGCUGCUCUUCCUGCACCGCCACUCCGCCUGCCUGCCCGCCACGCCGCCACUGCCCUCUGCCUCCUCCCCCACUGCGGGCGUGCCUGGUGAGGGCAGCGGGGCGUGGCGGCAGGAGGCGGUGGUGGGGGUGAUCCGCGACGCGGCGACAGCGGUGGCGGCAGGGGAGGCGGCGGAGGCGGAGGUGGAGAGGUGGCGGCGGGAGGCGGAGCGCGGCCGGGCAGAGGGCAACCCGCAUGAAGGGGAGCGGCGGCGGUUGGUGGAGAUGCUGGGGGAGGCAAGGGGGGAGGUGGAGGCGGUGGAGGGGGAGGUGGAUGUGGGGGAGGCGCAGCUGGGCGUCAUGAAGCAAGUGGACGCCGCCUUUGGACUCGCUGGCGUGCAGAGCUUUGUGUUGGAGGGUGCACUGUGGGAGCUGGACGCCCAUGUGGCUCGCUACCUUGCCGCACUCUCAGCGGGCGCACUGCACCUGCACCUCUCGCCUACCCGCGCUGCCGCCACUGCCACCAAGGCCGCCCGGGGGAAGAAGACAAAGAAGGCCAGUGGGGCAGGGAAGGGCGGGGUGGCGGAUAGCAGCACGGACUCUGACGCAUCAAGCGACAGUGGGGGAAGCGAAGGGGGAGAGGGGGAUGGGGAGGGAACGGCGGCGGAUGGGGACAACAGCGGGGCGGGGCAGGUGUUGGAGAGGAUAGACAAGAGUGUGCGCGUGCGCCUGGCCUCGGGGGAGCUCGUCCCGCGUGCGCUGCGCCAGCUUAGCGGGGGGGAGCGACGUCGUGUGGCGCUGGCCCUGGCGCUGGCGUUUGCGGAGCUAGCGGCGGAGCGCAGCGGGGUGCGGUUCGACCUGCUGGUGCUGGACGAGGUCUUCCAGGCACGCCGCUCCUCCCUUCCGCCACCACUCCCCCUCUUCCUCCCCUCGCCCUCCCUCUGCUCCUUUUCCUGCUCCCCACUUUACUCCUGUUCUACUCUCUUUCGUCCAUGGAUGACGCAACAUUUCCCCGCACACGGGGUACACUCCUACAUGUUUCAUCAACGUUCUUCACUCUCCUGGUCUUUCAUCCUCCCCGGCCAACAGCAUCUGGAUGACGAGGGCGUGGCGGCCGUGGCAGCGGUGCUGAGGGGGCUACCGCAGCGCACGGUGGUGGUGGUGUCGCAGGCCAACAGCCGGGAGGCACUGGCAGAGUUUGGGGUGGUGGACUGGGUGGUGAAGCGCAACGAUGUGGCCACUGUGGAGCUCGCUCACAUGUAG